Messenger RNA from Eubalaena glacialis (North Atlantic right whale), 1695 nucleotides. RefSeq names its product kynurenine aminotransferase 3 (gene KYAT3). Gene Ontology annotation, cellular component: cytoplasm; mitochondrion. The coding region runs from base 83 to 1450 and encodes 455 amino acids. The record is from RefSeq and is a predicted model, not a curated record. Gene Ontology annotation, biological process: biosynthetic process. Lineage: Eukaryota; Metazoa; Chordata; Mammalia; Artiodactyla; Balaenidae. Gene Ontology annotation, molecular function: pyridoxal phosphate binding; L-kynurenine:2-oxoglutarate transaminase activity. The transcript has 14 exons.
CAGGGAGGCGAGCUGUUCGCGCGAGGGGUGUGAGUGGGUCGCAAGGCGGGCACUUGGUGGCGGUGACGGCGGUGGUCUCGGCAUGUUUUUGGCCCGGGGGAGACUGUGCACCCUUGGCAGUAGACCUAAAUUCCUGAAGACAAUUUGUGCUUCAAAAAUCCUUGGACUCUCUACUUCUGCUAAAAUGUCUUUGAAAUUCAAAAAUGCAAAACGAAUUGAAGGCCUUGAUAGCAAUGUGUGGAUUGAAUUUACCAAGUUGGCUGCAGACCCCUCUGUUGUGAAUCUUGGCCAAGGCCUUCCAGAUAUAUCCCCUCCUGUAUAUGUAAAGGAAGAAUUAUCAAAGAUUGCAGCAAUUGAUAGUCUGAAUCAGUACACACGGGGCUUUGGUCAUCCAUCACUUGUGAAAGCUCUGUCCUGCCUAUAUGAAAAGUUUUAUCAAAAUCAAAUAAAUCCAAAUAAAGAAAUCCUUGUGACGGUAGGAGCAUAUGGAUCUCUUUUUAAUGCCAUUCAAGGAUUAAUUGAUGAGGGAGAUGAAGUCAUAGUGAUAGUGCCUUUCUAUGACUGCUAUGAGCCCAUGGUGAGAAUGGCUGGAGCAAUACCUAUUUUUAUUCCCCUGAGACCUAAACCUGUUGAUGGGAAAAAAUGGUCUAGUUCUGACUGGACAUUAGAUCCUCAAGAACUGGCAAGCAAAUUUAAUUCCAAAACCAAAGCUAUAAUACUAAAUACUCCGCAUAACCCCCUUGGCAAGGUGUAUACCAAAGAGGAACUCCAAGUAAUCGCUGACCUUUGCAUCAAAUAUGACACACUCUGCAUCAGUGAUGAGGUUUAUGAAUGGCUUGUAUAUAGUGGAAAUAAGCAUUUUAAAAUAGCCACUUUUCCAGGUAUGUGGGAGAGAACAAUAACGAUAGGAAGUGCUGGAAAGACUUUCAGUGUAACUGGCUGGAAGCUUGGCUGGUCCAUUGGUCCUAAACAUUUGAUAAAACAUUUACAGACAGUUCAACAAAACACCGUUUAUACUUGUGCGACUCCUUUACAGGAAGCUUUGGCUCAAGCUCUUUGGAUUGACAUCAAGCGCAUGGAUGACCCAGAAUGCUACUUUAAUUCUUUGCCAAAAGAGUUAGAAGUAAAAAGAAAUCGGAUGGUACAUUUACUUGAAAGUGUUGGCCUAAAACCCAUAGUUCCUGAUGGGGGAUACUUCAUCAUUGCUGAUGUGUCUUUGCUAGAUACAGACCUUUCUGAUAUGAAGAACAGCAACGAACCUUAUGACUAUAAAUUUGUAAAAUGGAUGACUAAAAAUAAGAAAUUGUCAGCCAUCCCAGUUUCAGCAUUCUGUAAUGCAGAGACCAAAUUACAGUUUGAGAAAUUUGUGCGAUUUUGCUUCAUUAAAAAAGACAGUACACUGGAUGCUGCUGAAGAAAUCAUCAAGGCAUGGAGUAGACAGAAGUUUUGAUACAUGCAGACUGCAUUGUUUCUAUUAAAUGACUUAGUAUGGAAUUAUUUAGUACUGCUACUUGCUGGGUAUUGAAAAAAAAAAUGUCAGUACAAAUGAAAUUUAAAGGACUAUUUCCACUGUUAAUCCCACUCCUGACAAUAUUCAGGAGAUCUGAUCUUUUUUUCAGCUGAAAUGUAUUAAAACACCUUUUAGACCAUUUUAUGAGUCAGUAUAGUGCAGUGGUAAGAACUGUGAGAUGCUGG